This is a messenger RNA of Xiphophorus maculatus (southern platyfish), 4034 nucleotides long. RefSeq names its product zinc finger protein 493-like (gene znf574). The transcript has 10 exons. Bases 66 to 3023 code for a protein of 985 amino acids. NCBI's taxonomy places the organism in Eukaryota, Metazoa, Chordata, Actinopteri, Cyprinodontiformes, Poeciliidae. The record is from RefSeq and is a predicted model, not a curated record.
AUCAAGAAGGAGAAAAAGCUGAAGUUGUUCUAUUUCCUCCUCGACGACUAACGUAUGUCUGCGUCAUGGAGACUACAUCGGUGUACAUGUGCUUCCCCUGCUACCAGGAGUUUAAUACUCUAGAAGAAGUCCUUCAGCACCAGUUGACAUGCACCGCUGAAGAAGAUCAGCCCAGCUCAUCUGGAGCUGCCCCUGCUGACGACCCAGUGCUGCAGACACAGCAACAUGUAAUAAACAUCUCCAGGGCAGUGGCGGACCAACAGGGAGAUGGCUCACAGGGUGACGCCUCAGAGAGCGCCGUUCCUCAGGUCGAAGCCCAGUCGCUUCUUCCCUCUGUGCAGAGUAUCAAGAAAGAACUGGAGGACGUUUCAGAUGGCGAAAGGCAAACAGACCAGCCCCGAAUCCUUUACCAGUGUGGGGAUUGCGAUAAACUUUUCAAGAGCCUCGAAGAGUGGCAGCAGCAUCGUAAAGAAGGGACGUGUGAACAAGCUGGGUGCAAAUCAGCACUGGACCCCAACGGUGAGCCGGAGGCCUCUGAGAGCCAGGCCGCAGCAGCAGGUCAAGACGAUUCUUCUACCCCACAGAGAGAAAGCGGCAACACCAUCCAACCAGAACCAGAGGAGAAUACUGAGGAUGGAAGUGAGACGCAAGUUCCAGAGACGUCCUCGUCUCAGACCCCAGAAGGUCUUGUUGCUGAGGUUUCUGCUUCGGACGAUUCGUCUCCAAGGAGGAGAGGGAUAACCAAGAAGCCGAAGCCGGAGCCAGUGUUGCUGUGUGUUGAUUGCGGCUCGUGUUUCGGUCUGGUGUCUGAGCUGGUGUCCCAUCGUAAGACCCAGCACGGCUUCGAGGAGGCUCUGCACCGCUGCUCCGUGUGCGGAGAAAGUUUCCUGAACACCACGCUCUUCCUCUAUCACCGCAAGCAGCACAAGCAGAAGGGCGAGGAGACGGUGGCGGUGGUCCCUGAAGUCACACCGGAGGUUUACGCCCUAAACAACGGGGGCAGUGCGCAGGAUGGCGUUUCUUCUUCCAGCACUGCGACACACACAUUUACACAGCCCGAGUUGUUCUUCUGCACCCACUGUGGGGAGAGCUUUGGAGACGAUAAAGGCCUGGCGAAACAUCGUAAGGAGAAACACAGCCUCAGCGAGCCGCUGCACACCUGUCCCCACUGCGGAGACGACUUCAUGAACACAACUCAGUUCCUGUACCACCGGCUGAAGCAUCGCUUCACCUCAGAGAGCGAGGAGACUCAUGAGGUCGAAGUAAGCGACGAAUCAGCUCCUAUCAGUAGUGAGGACGGUGCACAGAGCUCAAAGAGACUGCUGUCCCCCUCUGCUGGGGAAUCAGGGUCUCCCGUUCCGAAGAGGGGCCGGCCUUCAUUCAGGAUCCUAAGUGCCAGUUCACUACAAGGAACCAAAGCCUCUAAAGACGACUUGGAGGGCAGCGGUGCAGGCGACACGAACAACACAAACCAGCCUCCACCUGCCAAGCUGCUGCAAGACUGGGCCAGAACGCCGUUGCCCCACGUGUGCCCCUACUGCGGCAAAACCUUCACCAGGCGCGUCUUCCUCCGCACCCACGUCUACAGCCACACCGGCGAGAAGCUCUUCACAUGCAAGGUGUGCACAAAGUCAUUCACCAAUUCCCAGAGCCUGCUGCGCCACAGCAUGAACCACACAGGCAACAAGCCCUUCUGCUGCGACGUUUGUGGGAAAAGCUUCUCGCAGGCAACCACCCUGAAAAGACAUCACCUCAUUCACUCAUCAACGGAGCCGGCACGCAAGAGAGGACGCAAACCAGCGUGUAGCGUUGACAGUGACGGCUCUGCUCUCUUUGCUUGUCCAAACUGUCCCUCACACUUCAGCACUGAAGAACAGCUUAACGACCACAGAUUGCUUCACACAAGCCACCCGUUCCCUUGCCCUGAAUGUGGAGAGCCGUUCAAACGCAGGAAGGACCUGGACCUUCACUCGCUCAUACAUCAAGACAAGCAGCCGGUGACCUGUCCUCACUGCUCGUCGCAGUUCAUCAACCAGUCGGUGCUGGACAUCCACCUGCAGCGAUGUCCUUCAUCCGAGGAGGAGAGGAACACGGGGCGUGGGCGGGGACAAGGCCGCGGACGCUCCACUGGACAGAUCGAGUGUGACCUCUGCGGGCACCGCUGCAUGACCCAAGAGGGCCUGGAUCUCCAUCGUUUAUCCCACACAGGCCAGACGCCGCUCAAGUGCCCGGUGAGGCCGUGCCGCCGCAGAUUUACCUCCAACAGCACCUUGGAGGAGCACGUGCUGGCCCACUUCCAAGGAUCGCUGUCCAAGUCCAAAUCCCGACCGCGCUUCCGCUGCGACAUUUGCUUCAAGGAGUUUGCCUACAAUUCCACCUUCAGCGUUCACAUGAGGACACAUACUGAUGAGAGGCCCUUCGAGUGCUCCACCUGUGGGAAGCGUUUCCGCCAGCUGCCCCACCUCCAGGACCACGAGCGGAUCCACUCGGGCCUGCGGCCUUUCUGCUGCUGGAUCUGCGGCAAGAGCUUCAGCGUGGCGGCCCGUCUCACCGAGCACGCCCGCACCCACAGCGGCGAGAAGCCGUACCCGUGUCCCCACUGCACCGCCGCCUUUCGCUCUCGCCCCAACCUCGACAAGCACCUGCGCCAACACGGAGACCUGGCCCCGGAAGCGGCCGAGCAGGUGGUGCAGGCCGCUGAGGUCGCCCACGUUCAGAAGGUGCUGGAAGGGGCCAAGGCGCUGUCGUCGCUGGCGACCACCACGGACCUGGAGUCGGGCACCGUGCAGACCAUAUACGUGCUGCAGGAGAGCGACGAAGGCACCGAGACGGUGAUGAUCCCGUCGGAUUCGCUCAGCGGGAUCGAGGGAACCUCGCAGGUGGUCAUCCUGCCCUCGUCGGUGCUGGGAGGCCAGGCUAUCACGGUUCCCACCAUCACCAUGGAGGAGAGUGAGAUCACCAUGGUGGAAACGGGUCAGUCGCCGCAACACGCCAUCGAGUUCAUCGUGGAGGAGACGGUGUGAAACCAGAAAAGAGUUUAAAGAUGAGAAAGUGUUGGGGAUUCUUGAUUGACUUUGAACGUGUUUUUUGGCAACCUUGGUGAAGAAGUCUUAAAAGCAUGAAAAGAAUUAUUGCAGCAGCAAAAUCACACAAUAAAACGCCCUUUAAAGCUUCCUGAAAGUGCUCUUUUGCCGAUAGGACAACACUUGACAUAAUUCAUUAGCAAGAAGCUAACGCACAAAGAAAAUCCUCUCUGUAGAGUUUUUAAUAAGAUUUAGAUCCAUGAGCUGAGAUGACCAGGACUGAAUGUUAAUUUUAUGUCUUUGGAGAUAUUUCUGUUUUGAUUUUUGUGUUUAAAAACUCUUUGUCACUUCCUUACAAGGUUCCUGUUCAGACUUGAGGCGUUUCUUUUUCUCAAACUCAUCCUUCGUUUCACACCAAACCCACCUGGAGUGUUGGAGAAACACUCAGUCUUAUCCUCAUCGAACACACAGAGUUAGGAGAAGUCGCUACAUAUUUGAGUUUGUUUAUGUUUGUGACAAAAGUUUCCCCCAAGUGUCACUCAUAAAAAACAGAUUGACAUGUAGAAAUAAAGCUGAAGAUGCCUCUUUGCUGCAGUGUUAUAAUGUGAGAGUAGCAGCCUGAGCAAGAACUGAAAAAAGUACAAAUAAUAAUAAAAAAAAACUAAUAAAAACUGACCCUUGUUUGUAAAAAAUAAAAUGUUUGCUGCCUACAAAAUAAAUGCACUCAAAUUAAAAUUUCAGUGAGAUUUUGCUACUGCAGUAAGAAAAUAAUUUAUUUAGAGACUCAUCUUUACCAGAGGUGCAAACAGACAUGUCCUCUGUAUAAAAACAAUUUCUGUAGCAGUGUGUAACUAAUGGAGUAAAGACUGAUCUGUUCAGGGAAUUAAUUUAUAGUCAUUUAAAAUGAUUUAAAAAUAGUGAAAAUGGCUUUUUGAUUCUAAACUAAUAUGUUUGUGCAGCCUGUUUUCCUCUUUCCUAAAAAUAAAAAGCUCUGGCUUCCACGCUCGUGAA